This is a messenger RNA of Eucalyptus grandis, 2977 nucleotides long. RefSeq lists its product as uncharacterized. The transcript has 4 exons. The coding region runs from base 690 to 2447 and encodes 585 amino acids. The record is from RefSeq and is a predicted model, not a curated record. NCBI's taxonomy places the organism in Eukaryota, Viridiplantae, Streptophyta, Magnoliopsida, Myrtales, Myrtaceae.
UAUGUUUCCCCCAUAGAGAUUAGAAAGGAAGACUUUAAAAGGUUGCGGAACCUAAGAUUCCUCGAUUUAAAAAGGGGAACUUUUGUUGGGGACUUUGCAAAGUGUCAUUCAAAUUUGAGAUGGUUUUCUUGGAGUAAUCCUUCUUCUUGGGAGGAUCAAGGGAUGAACAAACUCGAUUUGGAUUUUAGGGCAAGCAAUUUGUAUUUGGAUAAGCUUGUUGUUUGUAAACUUCACAGCCUUGACUUCAAGGAUGAUUCAAAAGCAUGGGACUUGAUCAAGAGAGCAGAAAAUUUGAAAGUUCUAUCCAUUACUCGGUGUUUUGGCAUAACAACAAUCCCAAACAUCUCUAGAUGCUCGGCUUUAGAGAGAUUGACUCUUGUUCAAUGCUCCAGUCUAAAGAGAAUUGAAAGCUACAUUGGAGAUCUACAAUCAUUGAUUGAGUUAAAGAUUAUAUAUUGCUCGAAUUUAACUAAUUUGCCAAAAGAAGUGGGGGCACUGGUGAAGCUCGAGUGUUUCUCCUUGCAGCAUUGUAAAAGGUUGAGAGAACUUCCAGACUCACUUGGGAAUUUGACCUCAUUGAAAGAGUUAGACUUGUCAGGUACUCGCAUUGCCAUACUUCCAAAUUCCAUUGGAAUGUUAAAAUUUAAAUAUUCGUAGUUUGAAACUUGAGAAUUUUUCUUUCGACAGGAAUGAUAAUAAUGGAACUUCCCAACUUCAUUUUACAGUUAAAAUCAUUAGAGAUCUUGCGCUUUCCAUUAUGGCCAUUCAAUGUCAAGGAGUACUCUUAUUAUCAUUGGCAAUUCACUUGUGGCAUCAGCACCUUGGUAAAUCUUAGAGAGCUGGAUCCCUCUAGGCGUAAUAGAAUGAAAUGUGAAAUUCUCGUUGAAAAGGAAGACAUUCUUUUUGUUGGAAUUCCAAAGACAAUCAACACGUUUCAUGACCUCCACAUCCUAGACUUUACCGAUUGUCAUGAGACUCAAGAGUUAAUGGAGCUUCCCACAAGUUUGACCUAUCUACAUCUUCGACACACAUCAUUGCUUGGAUUGCCUGGCCCGUCACGACUCACUAAUUUGGUUAAUCUGCUACUACGCGAUGGCUCUGAUUAUGAAGGCAAAUCAAAGCUAAUCCCAGGAUCGGACUUAAGGGGGAUUGUGAAUUUAUCUAGACUGAAAUGGGUGGAGUUAAGACUGCUGAACGUCCCUGCAAAUCCACAAUUGAGUUAUCCUUCUCAACCACAAGAGAUUGUUUUGGGACACUUGGACUCAAAACCCCCUGUGCAGCUUCCAUCCUCCAACUGGAGGUGGAGAAAUUUGUCAACUUUAGAGAUCUAUGGUUGCGAAGUGGAAGACAUUUCGCUAGAUGGACUAUCACAAUUGGAGAACUUAAGUGUUUCUGGAUGUGAACGGCUUCAGAGAUUCUCCAUUCCUUUAGAAUUAAGGAAGCUGUGGCAAGCGAGGGUGAAAUCUUGUCAAGACCUAGUUGAGAUACAAUUUGUGGAUGUUUCAAAUUCAUUGGAAGACUUGACUGUCAGUGGUUGCAAAUCUCCGACAAUAAUAAGUGGGUUAUCAUACUUGAAGAACCUGGAGAGAUUGGUAAUUCAUUUUUGCGAUGUACUUAUUAAUGUUGAGGCCCUAAACGAGCUGGAGUCUCUGAAAGAGUUGUCGGUCUGCUGGUGCUUCUCAUUGAGAUGGUUGAUUGAUGCAUCUUGCACAAAAAUACCAGAUGAUUGCAUCGUCCAUAUAAGCUGGUGUGGAUACUUUAUCAAAAAUUCUAAAUAUAUUGAUGACAGUCCGCGUUUGAAGCAUUACAAAAAGGAGAUCCUCCAGAAUACAUCAAAGAAGGAUUCCUUCACAAUCCGAUUUCACCUCGGAGUAAAGGACCCUGGUGAACGGAAUUUUGGGUCUGUUCGUGGAAUAGAGAGAGAAAAGAAAGAUGUCGACCCCGAUUCAUUGACAUAUGAAGGAUUGAUUGCUAACGUGAAAAGUUUCGGCUUUCGUUUCAAGAGAAUGUGGCAUGAGACCAAGGAUGAUUACCCAAUACCAAGGGAGAUCAAGAGUGAUGGGGAUGUGAAUGAUAUGUUGGACAUGGCAUGUCGAGAAGGAUUCAUUAUUCAUUUGUACGUUGAGGGAGGGGUCGAUAGUGAAUGGGAGGGAGAAUACGAUGAGGAGAUGAUGAAGAUGUUAAGGGAGGAACGGAGAAUGAAGACUGACGUGUAUUCCAAUGAGGAUGGGGCUAAAGGGGACGUUUCAUGUCCUAAUGGAGACUCAAACACUGCACCUGUGGGUGGUGAAAGCGAAACUCAUGGCAACUCCUCCGCUGAUGAUUCCGAGUUAGGGCAGGGCAAUGCUGAAUGCUUUGAGGCUACGACGUCAAUUGCAAAAGAAGAUUUAGACACUGUUAAAAAACAGGUGGAGCUUCACGAAAAUCUAGAGAUGGGGAAACAAUAACUUUGGAGCAUUACGGAGAGGAGAUUUUUCUGAAUACAUUAGACAAGUCAUGUCAGCUCAAGAGUACAAGUGCUAAACACGGCAAGAGGCAGAGAGAUGAUGAUCAUGCAAGCCACGCCAACACCACAACAAAGAACUCAACUCGUGGCCAGCAGAGUGGCAUUCCCCAGCAUGUUACAAGGACAACAAGACAAGCAGCAAAAAAACCACCAGUUGAAGUAGCAGCACUUUCCGUUGAAGCUGUAGGCCCAUCUAGAAAGAAGAAAAAGAAACAGCAAGCAGGCCAAUCCUAUAAGAAGAAGUGCCAGGCUUAUGAAAGGCACAACUGGAGGGACAAGUGAUAUCGUGCAUCUAGAUCGAUAGUCACCUGGGAUGUUUGACUGGAUUGUGAGAUCAAUGUAGUGUGACUUGUCUUUUUUUGGUGGAUUCUGGGUUCAGUGAACUAGUAUGGUUGGAUUGAUAACAUAUUUGUGACGUAUUGCUUGCAAAUGUUCUGCUUUUAGCAAUUAAUGCGAUUAUCUUUUGUGAUC